Molecule: messenger RNA, 696 nt
Organism: Phytophthora infestans T30-4
Lineage: Eukaryota; Oomycota; Peronosporomycetes; Peronosporales; Peronosporaceae
Product: neutral ceramidase, putative
Exons: 1
Coding region: 1-696 (231 amino acids)
Biological process (GO): ceramide catabolic process; sphingosine biosynthetic process; long-chain fatty acid biosynthetic process
Cellular component (GO): extracellular region
Molecular function (GO): N-acylsphingosine amidohydrolase activity
Source: RefSeq, a predicted model, not a curated record
AUGGCGGGAAGGCGUAUUCGAAACACGGUCAAGACGGCUCUAGGUGGGGCGGGAGUCACGGAAGUCGAGCUGGCAGCUAUCAGCAACGCCUACGCGCAGUACGUGACCACCAAGGAGGAAUACCUCACACAAAAUUAUGAAGGCGCCUCGACGCUCUUUGGCCCCAACCAGCUGGCUGCAGUGCAGCAAGAGCUCGCUCGAGUCGCGGUGUCCGUGGCGGAUCCUUCUGUCCCGCUUAACGUGGGACCCACCCCAAUGCAGAUCGACCGCACUUCCCUCAUUACAAUGCAGACAGGAGUGAUGAUGGAUACGGCGCCUCUACUACGCUCCUUCAGCUACGUACGCACGCAGCCGUCCAGCUCGUACGCCGUCGGCAGCGUGGCCUCUGCGGUAUUCGCUGGUGCGCACCCGAAGAACGCAGUCACGUUGGUCUCGUCGUUUUGUGACAUCCAGAAACUCGGCUCAAAUGGUGCGUACACAACCACCUUGACCGACGCGCACUGGGAUCUACGCUACCAUUGGGAGCGCCAUCUCAUCACCGAGAGCAAAAACACUUGCGAGUGGAACAUCCGCAAAGGUGGACGCACAAGUGUAAUGGGCACAUAUCGCUUUGUGCACCGCGGAUACUCGAAGCACCUACUAGGCGCACUUACAGCGUAUGAAUCCACGUCCAAUUCCUUCACCGUGACGGCGUAA